ACAAGAAAUCACUUUCUUUCUCUCUCUUAAUCUCUCCGACGAUUCAAGACAAUUCACUCUUCAUCUGAUAAGUAAUCUCUCUCUCUCUCUCUCUCUCUCUCUCUCUCUCUCUCUUUGAGGAAGAACACUGGAGUGAACGAAGUCUAUCUUUAUUGGUAAAGAUCUUGAUUCAAGGCGGUCAAGCUUGCCAGAAAGAGAAGGAAAUUGUUAACAGUGAAUUGGCUUGAGUUGGUCUCUUUCGUAUGGCUGUUUCGACCUCAAUUUUGUUGAAUACACCCUUGUAUUCACAUGCUUAUGAGAUGUGAAUUGAGGCUUUCAGAAUAAGUGUGGUAACCCCAACCAGAAUUAUCUUCUGACUGUUGGGGUUCAAAUUCUUAUCGCAUUCCCAAGAAAUGCACGUUCACAGGUUCUUUCCAGAGCUCACCCGUCUCACUGAACCGAGAUUAUAGUUUUGAAGAUUCUGACAACAGAAUAAACGACCAGUUCUCUUCAGAUGAACCAAAAUAUACGAACUGAUCAUAAAGAUGGUCAUUACUGAAUGAUGGUUGAACUGAUCGGAUAUCUUUUCUGAAUAGUAAAGCAUUCCUAGCAGCUACAGUUGAUGGUUUUAAGAAAUUGUUAUUCUUUGGUGUCCUUGGACACCGCUCUAGCAAAUACAGAAAUUUAGGUUGGUCUUAACCUGUUCAGUGUUUCCCUCUUAAUUUUUCAAAAAUGGACUUCAGCGACGGGUUUAUAUCAAAAGAACAUCAGGAACUGCUCAAAUCGGCUUGUGAAAGCAUAGAUCCAUCAUCUGUUUCUCCUUUGGAAGUUUCUAGGACUCCCAGAACACCUCGAGAGUACCAUGCAAAACACGAGUCUAGCACAGAGAGUCCUAAGGGAAGUGUACAGAAGCAUGACAGACACUCUCGGACUGGAAGAGAUGGCCGUCCAAAGAAAGGUGGCUCGGGUGGUAAAGGCACAUGGGGAGGAUUACUUGACCCAGAGGAUGGCUACUUUCUUGACCCAAAUGAUCCAAACUAUGACAGCAAUGAGGAAAUUAACCAAAUGAACGACAAAGCUUUUGCAAGUGCCCUCGAGGAGUACAAGGGGAAGUCAAAAAUAAUAAUUGAGGAGUAUUUUGCCACUGAUGAUAUUGCUGCAGCUGCUAAUGAACUAAAAGAACUUGGUUUUCCCAGUUUCGUCCAUUAUUUUAUUAAGAAGCUCAUCUCAAUGGCAAUGGAUAGGCAUGACAGGGAGAAGGAGAUGGCAGCUGUUCUGUUGUCCACAUUAUAUGCAGAUGUUAUUGAUCCUCCUCAAGUGUAUAAAGGUUUCAGUAAGCUGAUCGAGUCAGCGGAUGAUUUGGCAGUAGACAUACCGGACACAGUGGAUGUGCUAGCCCUGUUCAUUGCUCGAGCCAUAGUUGAUGAUAUACUCCCACCGGCCUUCUUGACAAAGCAUUCAAGUUUCCUCCCGAAGGAAUCAAAAGGAAUGGAAGUGAUAAGAAGGACAGAGAAGGGCUAUCUUUCAGCACCACUGCAUGCAGAGGUAGUAGAGAGGAGGUGGGGUGCCAGCAAGAGCAAGACAGUAGAAGCUGUCAAGGCAAAGAUAGGUGACCUUCUGAUUGAGUAUGUAGCAAGCAAGGACAAGGCAGAGGCAUGCAGAUGCAUUAAGGAUCUAAAGGUCCCUUUUUUCCACCAUGAAAUAGUCAAGCGAGCAUUCAUUAUGGCAAUGGAGAGGAGGAGUGCAGAAGGUCCUAUUCUUGACUUGCUCAAGCAAGCCUUUGACGAAUGUGUGAUAAAUUCAAGCCAGAUCUCUAAAGGAGUUGGUCGGCUAAUCGACACUGUUGAUGACUUGUCACUUGAUAUCCCCAAUGCAAGAGAACUUCUGCAAUCUUUGAUAUCAAAGGCAGCAUCUGAAGGCUGGCUGUGCACUUCCUCCCUCGGGCCUUUUCCUCCACAGACAGGAAGGAAACUAGAGGAUCAUAGAGCUCAAGCCUUCAAAAAGAAGGCCAUCUCGAUAAUCCGUGAAUACUUCUUAUCAGGUGACACGUUUGAAGUGAUCAGCAUAUUGGAAUCAGAGGAAGAUCUCAAUUAUACAGGAUUGAGAGCUCUUUUUGUGAAGAAACUUAUAACUUUGGCGAUGGAAAGGAAGAACCGAGAGAAAGAGAUGGCCUCCGUUCUGCUUUCUUCUUUAUGUUUCCCUGCAGAUGAAGUUGUCAAUGGCUUCGUCCAGUUGAUUGAAGUUGUGGAAGACAUAGCACUGGAUGUGCCUGUUGCAGUUGAGCAUCUAGCGCUGUUCAUAGCAAGAGCAGUAGUGGAUGAAGUCCUCGCUCCCCAACAAGUAGAAGAGAUUGCUAACCAGAUGACACCGAAUCAAGAGGCAGUUGGUAGCAGAGUGCUUCACAUGACAAGAUCAUUACUAGCUGCUCGUCUAUCUGGGGAGCGGAUUUUGAGAUGCUGGGGUGGUGGAACUACCAAAGGCACUGGCUGGACGAUAGAGGACGUGAAAGAAAAGAUCAUCAACUUACUGGAAGAGUAUGAGAGUGGAGGUGACUUGGCAGAAGCAUGCCGCUGCAUUCGUGAAAUAGGGAUGCCAUUCUUCCAUCAUGAAGUGGUGAAGAAGGCACUGGUAAUGGCAAUGGAGAAGAAGAAGAAGCAGCAAGAGAGACUGUGGAGGCUGCUCGAUGAAUGCUAUGGGAUUGGCAUAAUCACCAGCAACCAGAUGACCAAAGGCUUCUCAAGGGUGGCAGAGUGCAUGGAAGAUCUGAAGCUGGAUGUGCCGGAUGUGGCAGAACAGUAUGGCAGUUAUGUAAAGAGGGCCAAGUCUGCAGGGUGGCUGGACGACUCUUUCUGUGAAGGCAAAACAGGGAAUGUUCAGGAAAAUGGAUUCUGAUCACGGACAAAAUGAGCCAUGGUUUCAUCAUUAUGCAGAUUCUCUUGUUGUUGUUUUAACUUUUAAUUCUAGAUCGGGUUUCUAUGGAUGGCUGAAUAGAUGAGAUUUGUAACAAUACAAUUACUGAAAUAAA
Molecule: messenger RNA, 3004 nt
Organism: Nymphaea colorata (pocket water lily)
Lineage: Eukaryota; Viridiplantae; Streptophyta; Magnoliopsida; Nymphaeales; Nymphaeaceae
Product: MA3 DOMAIN-CONTAINING TRANSLATION REGULATORY FACTOR 2
Exons: 4
Coding region: 712-2871 (719 amino acids)
Biological process (GO): negative regulation of DNA-templated transcription
Source: RefSeq, a predicted model, not a curated record